CGGUGAAGGCGGCCGUCGACAGCCAUGCGCGCGUGCUCGCGGGGGAGCGCUGGGCGCGCACCUACGGCAACUUCCGCGUGGCGCGGGAGUUGAAUAUCGGCCAGACGCCUUCCGCCGCGCCUGAGGGUCCGGUGGUAGCGGCGGCGUCGGCGGCGCGCCAGUCCAUCGGGCUGCUGGGCAUCAAAUCCUUCUUCGAAGACGCCGCUGAUGCCGCCAGCGGCAACGGCGCCGCGGGAGCCGACAAGCGCGGGAUCCGAUAA
Molecule: messenger RNA, 260 nt
Organism: Closterium sp. Naga37s-1
Lineage: Eukaryota; Viridiplantae; Streptophyta; Zygnematophyceae; Desmidiales; Closteriaceae
Source: the annotation of a GenBank genome assembly